CAGUUCUUUUGAUUUUUUCCACCGAUUAUAGUAAAUUUUGUUAUCUACAGUGAUUUAACUAAAUGGCGUUCACAGUGAGCUAAAAAAGGUUUCAUUUUCUUUACAAUAUUGUUCUAAGAAUUAGUUGUUGAAAGAUAGUGCUGUAAAAGCUGGUCUGACGGCAAUUUGGCAAUUCAAUUGCUUUUAAAGAGCUGGCUGGCAAUAGAUGAUCGAAAAAGGGUCGAGAUCGAGUGAAUGCAAUAUGAAUACGUCGAGUAAACGUUUACUAGACAUGUUUUUACAGCCAAAAAGCGUUCAAUGCAAUAAAAUCCAGAAAGAUGAGUUUAUAUGGCUUUCUGAAAUAAUAGGAUCUAUCAUACGAGUGUUAUUCGAUCUAUAGUCGAGAGAGUAAUCAAUUAUACGAUGGUUUUGCUAGUUGUGUCCUACAUAUCCCAUGACACUUGAGUGUGAAGUUUACACUUCAAAAUCCUUACCUUUACUAUAAUCAAAAAAUGGUACUUAUAAUCCUCAUUAAUGUUUCUUUAGAUGUACAAGAAAAGCUUAAGGUUAGUAAAUUCAACAACCUCCCCAACUAUGUAAACGGGACACAUCUUAAAAUCGGAACAUACAAUAAUCGCCCUCUAAGUUGGGUGGAUGUGAGUGAAAAUGGCACCCUCACAGGAAACGGAGUGGCUUUUAUCCUUGUGGACAUUCUACAGAAGAAGUUCAACUUCACUUACGAGGUGGUGGUACCGGAAAGGAACUUUGAGAUGGGUGGCGUCAACCCGGUGGAUUCCUUGAUUAGCCUCGUCAACAAUAGCAUGGUGGAUUUUGCUGCUGCCUUCCUACCGAAGAUAGGAAUGUACGUCGACAAAGUGAAAUUCUCUUAUGACCUGGACGAAGGCGUUUGGAUGAUGAUGCUAAAGAGGCCCAAGGAAUCGGCUGCGGGCUCCGGCCUUCUUGCUCCUUUCAAUAAUGCCGUAUGGUAUUUGAUCCUCGUGGCGGUUCUGUCGUACGGCCCGUGUAUAACUUUGCUCACAAAGUUGAGAUCAAAGCUUAUUCCGGAUAAAGAGAGACCAAUACGGGUGUACCCUAGCUUCUGGUUCGUCUACGGAGCAUUCAUUAAGCAAGGGACAAAUUUAUCGCCUGAAGCGAAUACAACCCGUGUACUGUUUACAACUUGGUGGCUAUUCAUAAUUCUCCUGUCGGCAUUUUACACGGCCAAUCUGACGGCUUUCCUGACCCUCUCCAAGUUUACCCUUGACAUAGAGUACCCGUUGGAUCUGUACAAGAAGAAUUACCGAUGGAUUGCGUCAGAGGGCAGCGCUGUCGAGUUCGUUGUUACAAACCCUAGCGAAGAUAUCAACUACUUGAGCAGAAUGAUAGCCACUGGUCGUGCUCAAUUCAAAUCCUUCAGCAACGACUACGAUUACUUGCCUCUAGUGCAGUCCGGGGUGGUUCUGGUCAAAGAGCAGACGGCUAUAGAUGACUUGAUGUAUAGUGAUUACCUGAUGAAGGCCAGGGAAGGGGUGGAGGAGACUGACCGGUGUACAUACGUGGUGGCACCUAAUGCUUUCAUGAGGAAGGUCAGGGGGUUUGCUUAUCCGAAGAACAGCAGCCUGCCUUUACUGUUUGAUAGCGUCUUCAACUUUAUCCUGCAAGCCGGCAUAAUAGACUACCUUGAACGCCGUGAUCUGCCGACAACAAAGAUAUGCCCUUUAGACUUGCAGUCGAAGGAUCGCCAGCUGAGGAACAGCGACCUGAUGAUGACUUACAUGAUCAUGAUUGUGGGUUUGUCGGCCGCCGUAGCCAUUUUCAUCGGCGAGGUGAUAGUGAAACGCUACAUCCCCGUCAAAGUCACCAAGAUCAAGAAGUCCAAGCAUAAGAAGACCAAAUUCGAUGACAAUCCCAAAAUCUACUACGACGACAGCCGUCCCCCGCCAUACGAAUCUAUAUUCGGCAAGAACGGCAAGUUUAAAGUAACUGAGAAUAGUAAGCGGAGAAUUAUCAACGGCAGAGAGUAUCUGAUAGCGAAAGCUUCAAAUGGAGACACUAGGCUGAUACCGGUGAGGACACCGUCGGCCUUCUUGUACUAUAGGGACCAAUAAAUCUAGUCGGUCCAAUAUGGAUCUUAGAGCAUUAAGAACAAGGACACGUGAUUUCUUAUAACAAUAAAUUAUAGUAUGUAUGCAAGAUAAAUUGUCGUAUGACACCAUGACGCACUCUAAUAACAAAACCUUUUGCCAAGUUUUGCAUAGUGUCAUAAGAUUGACAGUUAUAUUUUUUUUAAAUUUUUAAGCAUUUAACUGCUUCAUGUUUUAAACCUAAAGAAAAUAUAACUAGAAAAAAUUCAUGCGGACCAGGCAGCAGACGGGUCUCGAACCCGCACCCUUCGCAAUCCGGGCGAAUGCACUGACCAAUUAUGCUACCGCGGCCCUAUAGGGCCCUAUAGGGAUGUCCCGUCUGCUGCUUGGUCCGCAUGAAAUUUUUCUAGUUAUAUUUUCUAUAGAUUGACAGUUAUCUUUUAUCGAUAUUUAAGGUUGAAUUUUUUUGACUUAUUUAUGGAAAUUUUGAAUGAUGGGUUUUCUUUUGCCUUUGUUGAUAUUAACGACAUGAUGGAUGUAGUAUUAGUAGUAGUAGUAGUUUAUCACAAUUGGUAAAACACAAAACGUGUAGAAAAAAACCUACCCUAGAAUUAUUUUAAUCUUUUUAUUAUGAGGCUUGUAAUCUUCAGUAUAUUAUCAAUGUUACUUGUUAUAUAAUCUAUAAAAUGGCACUUCGCACAGGAGCAGAAAGUGCUAGUAGUAAUUACAUUAGAAUAGGUAUAGACGAACUGUGGUAUUCAAUAAAAAUAAUAUAAUUCAAUACAUAUUUUUAUUAACAGUGAAAAUACAUUUUCACAAUUCUUCUAAUAUUUAAAUCAUGAAUUCAACGCUUCUGAAUCACGAAGUAAAAUAAUAAAAAAAAAACAAUAAAUUUAUGCAUUUCAUAAUAAAUAAAACUAUGCGGGCCUGUUGGACGACAUUUUAUUGUUUACUAUGAAAAAUAAAUUAUUAUAAUUUAAAAACAAAGGGAAUAUUUGUUAAAAAAAGGAGAAAAUGUUAAAUAAAAUGUGGUUGAACAAGCCCUGCUUAUUUUAAGGCUUAGCCUGUACAAUAUACUCAUUUUGUACACAAAUACAAUAAUAGGUACAUAAUUUAUCUCAUUAUUUGAGCCGCGACCCGAGUCACGUAACACAUCAGUCGUAAUAAUUUGUUACCACGGUAACAAAGUCUGCGUAUAUAUAGUCAUUGAUUUAUAAUAAAUUCAUUUAUAAAAUUAAUUAAAAGAGUUCCAAUCUGAUGUGACAAUCCUCAUGGAAAUCUAAUCUGACAGCAGCACUUAAGACUCAUUUACACGAUGCAUUUUUCUUUAGAUUCAAAUCCAUCAACUUCAAAUUCCCGAGCAAAAAUCUGAGGUAGCAUUACCAUCACGAUUUUUGUAAUUUACACUAUUAGCGUCCCAUAAACCUCAUGAUUGCGAAUCUCAAUGUAUCAAUGUAUUAUUUAUAAACAAACCCCAAUCUAAAACAAUUACAAAAAUCGUGAUGGUAAUGCAUCACUGCAGCUUUUUGCUCGGGAAUUGGAGUUGAUGGAUUUGGUACUAAAGAAAAUAGCAUCGUGAAGUCUUUAAAUCUUUAACAUCUUUUUUCUUUACAAAGGGCUCCCAACACAGCAUUUAUUUAUUGUUAUUUCAUUAUUUAUCAUAACAAAAGUAAGAUGAAACACACAAACAUGGUAUAACUCCUGUCAUCAAAGAAAGGUAUCGAAAAUGCUGACGAGACAUUUUGUCCCUUUCGCACAUUACUUAGGAUAUCAUGUGCGAGAAGGACAGAAUGUCUUACGUUAGCAUUUUCGUUUCCUUACUUAAAUGACACGAGUUAUUACUUAUAUAAUUCAGUUACAAAUAUUGUACCUGCUGUGUAGUUGAAAAACAAGAAUGCACUGAUGUUAAAUUACCUUUAUAUAUAGGUAAUUAGGUACAUAAAUCUCACGUCAAAAUAGAACCAUUUACGACUUAAAAUAUAUUAGUAUACCGGAACAAGUCAAAAUUUUCUAUUAAGCGAUAAAAGAGGCGUUAUCAACUAGCAUGAAUACUUAACGUGAUUUGCAAUUUAUUUGUAUUGUAAUAUUUUUAUGUCCUAGAUAUUUUUUACAAAAUUCGCUUUUAAUACAACAGAACUGAAUGUGUAUCAUAUUUUAUCUAGGCAUCGAACUGCUAGACAUGUCUAAAAAAAUAAUAAUAAGAGCAAUAAUCUUGGCCCAGGUAUCUUACUGGAAUUAUAUAAUCAGCACUCAUAGCCAGGCGUAAUUACUGACCUCUAUAUUACCAAGCUCCUAAUGGACUUGUCAAAUUUCUUCUUCUUUUGUCGUAUAUACGAGUAUCUAAUGGCACAUUUACAUUCAGCCACUGCCAGGCCCGUCUUUCCCAUUGAGCACUUUGGGCAAGUGCCCAGGGCCCCGCGAUCGAUAGGGGGCCCCUCAGGUCAAAUACAAAGUCCCUAGUUCCUGUUAAAUCACCAAACGGAAGUCAUAGGGGCCCCAUUAUCCUAAUGUGCCCAGGGCCUCCUAUAGGUCAAAGACGGCACUGGCCAUUGCCAUUAGCGUUUGCACUGUGAAAAAGUACUCGCUAAAAUACUACUGCAGCAACGUCAAGAACAAUGUGUGUUUCAACUUAUGACAAGGGAGGUGAGAGAGAUGUGUUGAGAGCGAGCGGGACAGCAACAAUCGCGCUUUUUGCAGGUACGACGGACCGCGCAAAGGUUAACAUCAAUGGAAGCGACCUACGUGUCGAUUCUGCUAAGUUGUAAUAAGUUUUCAGUUGUUUGAAUUUUUAUACACUUAGAUCUUUCGAGCGUCAUCGUAGUGGCAGCAUCCGGGAAAUUUAUAGUGAAAAUCCGCUAGUGUGUCUCUUAUUGGUACUAAACACAAAAUCAAUAGAAGACUGUAUCAUAAGGGAGCAAAAUAAUGUUUUUACGGCGAGGGCGCCUUUUAAGGAGAAUCCUUAACGUAGCGAGGGAUUCAAAGUAGGUACGUCGCCCGAGCCAAAAAUAUAUUUUAUGCCAGAGUGAUACACUGUACUUUUCAUCACCUACUAUGAGAAAAUAAAAGGGGCCUCAUAUUUUAUUGUAAUAUUAUUAUUUAAUAAAACAGAGUAACAAAUAAACUGAAAUUAAAUAUUAUCUAAUAAUAAAACAACUAAAAACUUAAAUUCACAUUUGAGACAUUUUCGCAAUAAUGAAAAUUUAUUGUUACAGUUUUAUUAGGAUUAGAGAUUGUUGUUGAUUUUAUAUUCUGCAUCUUUGAAAUAAUGUCCGAAUCUGGCUCAGUUUGAGGAAAAUGGGCCCCACAAAAUGUAAAUACUAAGAGCCGUCGUACCAGUCAGUCUUUAAUCAAUCAAUAUUUGCAUUCGAUUUCUUCGGCUCUAAACACUAAGAUGUUCUAAAUUCAAAAAGAUAAUUGCAGCUCACUUAUAAAGAGGAUUAAAAACUCAUUACUGCCCGCUAAAAGUUUCUUAUAGAAAACACCACCUUUGGGUGCACUUAAAGGCGAACCAAGUCGUCCUUUUCGAAUAGAUGGGAUGAAAAUAUAUUUGCUUACGCGUUAAAUCGACACAUCCUGUUGAAAUGCACGUAUUACCUAUUUUAUUAUCCAUAUUCCUGCUAGUUACUGCGCGUAUGGGCUGAAUGUAAACGGGGUAUUUGGCUGCAAGGCAGCGCCAUCUGCACACAUUGUAGCAUAGAAUAGUAGACAGUGCUUUCGCUCGGGUAGCGAAGGACGAGAUCGUACAUGCCAGAGCCAAGUUGAUUUAUUUUGUAGUAAAAUUUUCUUUAGAUAAGUUACCAGAAUUUGCAAUUUUGACGAAUAUUGCAGACCAAUUAAUUUGAGACGCAAAUAUUAUUCGCUAUACAGUUGCCUGAAUAUCAUAUAAUCAACGAGCAUCCAGUUAUUUACUUAUAGUAACUAGUCCAUUGAUUUUGAUAUAACAGUUCAAUGUUUGUGUUAUCUAUCGCAAAUAAGUGAGAAAAAUAUUUAAUUUUCUACUGACAAGAGUUUCGUAUCAGGAGCGCAAAAUAAUACGUUAGUAUAACUAUUAUACAUGUUCUACAGCUAUAAUUAUUAUGAUUGUGGAUAAGAUCACCCAGAAGAACAAAUAGUGUGCAACUAAUAUACGCUAAAUUGAUUAUUUACCUAACAUAAAUUCUAUUAUCAUAAAACAUUUUAGCUAACUUCACCCAGAUACAGACCUUAGGACUCAAAGAUAUCAAUUAAAUUUAAUGCUUCAUUAGGGGUCACUUUUCUAAUUCUAUUGAUAUCGCAAUGAAAGCGACACCAUCAACUUUAUUGAAACUUAAAAGUUAACUGAAGUCUCUGAGUGUGACUGAUUUUUAUAGUAAUCGUAAAGUUGUGUCACCCUUAGAUCCAGAAGAUCUCUAAAAUGAUCGUAUCAGUUUACCCGCAUUUAAUAAUGUGGACUCGAACUUACACUAAAAAUGCUAGACCUUGACGUAAUGUUCCUAUGUAAGAAUAGUCGUCAUACUAAAAUACGGCUCUUUAUCUGAAUGACCUUGUUUCGUUGGUAAGUUUACUAUUAGUAUUCCCUAUUAUUGGGAUAAAUCUAUAAAUCUACUUAAACACAUCACUGCAUCUUUGUCAUAUUUGAAGUUAAUAAAUGAAGUCUGAAUUUGAUUCCAUUUAUGGAGCACGGAGCGGACAUCCGCUGCCCGUGUAGAUUCGUCGGAAGCGUAAACAAAAUUAGACUUCUAGUGAUACAAUAAUAAUAUAUAUAAUACCUACUCUUUGCCAUAAAGCCAUAUAUUAUCUCAAAAUCGUCUGAUUGUUCGACUAUGGACUUAAACAAAGACCUCUAGAGCCACUAACCUUUUUUUUUGUAUUUAUUCGACAUUUGCCCAGUGAUAAUUCUUAAAGUAAUAUAAGUUAUUUACGAGAUUGCUACCUUGUUUUUAGCGAGUUUCCGAUAUUUCGGCACUGUUGCAAGCGCCAUGAUCACGGAGUAACUGAAGUAAUUGCGGGUAGGCUGUUAUUGGCAGACAUAUCGGUUUACCCUCCGACGAAGUAUUUUACUGCGUUUGAUACCCGUACCACUGUUCACAUUCUCACUAUUCACUCGAAACUGUUUUCGACACACAACACUUACAGUAUCGGACCGCGACACGACACUUUUUUGAUUAUUUCCGGUUUUACACAUACGAACCACAGGAUUCCAGACACUCGACAAUUUAAACCUGUCUUCACGAUUGAGAAUUUUAUGUUUUGUUAUUUGAAUCGCUUCCCUGACCAAUCUUGGUAUGUAGUGGCGUUCUUUCAUGAUAAUCUGUGGGUUAUGAAACUCAAUCCAGUGGUUAGGAGCAGAAUCAAUCAAAUAUUCUGCGAUGUCUGAUUUCUGCGUAUCGUUGUUCUUGAUUGCUUUUAUGUGUUCCCUCAUUCUGUAUGAUACUGUUCGCUUUGUUUGGCCAAUGUACGAACUGCCACAGCUGCAAUCGAUCUUAUAGAUCAUGGCGCUUGCAACAGUGCCGAAAUAUCGGAAACUCGCUAAAAACAAGGUACAUGGUAACAAUCCCGUAAAUAACUUAUAUUACUAUAAUGUUAGUGACCAUGAAAGUUUAAAACAAUAUAGUGAUAAUUUUAUACUAUUAUUUUCCGGUUUUGUCUGUGGAUUAAGUAAAGUAAAAAGGCUCAACGGGAUAGGAUGUGAGGUGAUGUAGGUAGGUGACGGUGUAACUGAUUCUCUGGUAUAGCGUGUAUCUUUAAAAUAUAGUAGCUGCUUACAAUCAGCUAAUAUGAUAUAAGCUUUUUUGCCAUCUUUAAAUUAAAAUGCUCUAGUGUUAUUUAAAUAAAACCAUUUAUCGUGUUGUUUUAAAUUACUUUAGUACUGCUUUUCUGCCAUACCAGCUCCGUCUACUCCAGAUAAAGAACCGUUUUAGAAGAGUAAGGUAGUAAUUAUUCCUAAUAAUAAUGUAACAAAAAAUUCUAUUAAACUAUUUACAGAUUUAUUUAUUAAAAUGCAUAUUUUUUUGGAAAGUAAAUCUUUACAUUAUUGCUAGUGCAGCCGAGGUAUGUGCCGUCUCAACUUCAUUUAUAUUGAACACAUUUGGAUGAGUUAAGGCUAAUUUAAGAGUCAACAUUUCAUGAAACCCGAGUUUAGGAAGCGCCCUAUAAUACAUAAUUAUGAAAACGGUCUCCUUUAUUAUUGUGCUAGUGCUAAGUUUUCUAGAAAUUGGAUAAUAAUAUUUAUGAUAAUAGGUAAUAAGUUUCAAUUUUGGUUUAAGUGCAUAUACUCAUGUAGUGUGUUUAACGUGAUGUGUUAGUAUUAAAAUGUAAGUCUAAUCCAUGGCAGCAAACCAGUUCAUAAAAAUAAAUAUUUGUAUAUCUAUUCAUGAAAACAAUGAUCGCGAUCACGAUAAACUAAAAUGACAUAUCGAAUUUCACAGUACAAGUGUUCACAAUAUUACUUCAAUAAGAUUUGAUUUGCCCUUGAUUUUAUGAUAUUAAUAAAACGUUUACGAAUUGGUACAAGGUACUUACAUACAUAACAAAUAAAAUACGAUAAAAAAAAACAACAUAAUUUACAUUAUUCAAUUCAACCUAAGUUUUGGUGGAUAUUUAUAUUUAUGAAUGAAUGGGUUAAAAAUCAUCAAAAUUCAAUUCACAUAAGAAAUUACAGUAUUUACUAUACAAAAGCAAUAAUUUUGGUAAAAUAGUAUACAAAAUGUAUAAUAGCAUCAAUGUAUAAUACAAUAGAUGUCGCAGACAUUUUUCUGUUUGAUAAGAUUCGUACAAAUAUAGCAAAAACCCGUUUCUGAUAUUCCUAUACUGUUUAUAAAUGGCUUUUUAGUCAUAAUUUAUUGCCCCUUAAGAAAGUUAUCAUAAAACAAAUUACCUAUCUUAAAUAUUUACAUAUCUCACAUAUGUUUACUGAAAAAAUCGAAAGAUGAUGAUAACAUUUCGAUUUUUAGCACUUCUCCAUCGUAAGGUAGGUACAAAAAAAGUUUUUUAAUUUUAUGACAUCAGUGUCUGCUGCUUAACUUGAACCAUUGGGUCUAAAAUAGCGAGAUAGCACGUCUACGUAAUACAUUGUUCAUAAUGCUUAAGUUUUUCAAAUCUGAAAUGUAAAAUUAUAAGUAAUUUGUACUACAUUAUUAAAUUUCAUAGAUAUGAGUUUGUAAAACAAUUUAAGAAUUACGAUUUUAAUGAAACCUAUUACAGAUAUUCUAUACAAACUGCGCUAUUUUAGACCACUAGGACUCCUAGUGUUAUUAUGUUAUGGGUUGAUAUCCAAUAGCUAAGAAAUCAAAAAUAUUGUAUAUAUUAAAUGAAAUUAGAUAAUUAAAAAGAGCUGAUAUUUGUUCAUUAAUACUAUUAUACAAAUAUUACUCCGAUUAUUGGUAAUUUUAUAUCAUAAAUUAAAUUGUAUGUUAUAUAAAACAAAGUAUUAUGAUAACAAUCAUAAGUGCUUAAGAGGUGUUCAGGAUACGAAUGUACUUGAAUGAUAUUAAAUCAGGUACUAUUUUAGAAUUAGCACAGUGCAUACACAUAAUUAUAAUAAGUAUAUAAUGUUAUAAUAACAUAGUCUACUUAAAACACUUGGCUAGGUGAUUAGGCAUUUGAUAACAUUGUUUGUGUAAACUAUGUCAUUUCAUCCACGUGGCAGUUUAUUAUCAGGUCAUUAACCCCUUUAUUAAAAUUGUAAUUUCUAUUAUACUUUCUCGUAUCAAAAUAAAGUAGCCAACACAAAUGAUUUGUUUGAUAAUGAAAAAAUAUAUCAUCAGUAUGUGAUUGUACUUCAUGAAAUCAAAUUAGGAUACCAAAUAUCAAUCGAUCGAAGGAAAAAUAAAAAUUAAAUCGGGCUUGUCAAAACGCACACUGUUAAUGAAUGUCUUAUAAUGAUUUCGAAAUUUCAUAUUCUUGUUACCGAUAAAAACGCAAGCUUAAUUUAAAUUAAACACACCCUUUUGGGAAUUUAUCCUAAAAUUUAUGCGACAUCAUUAACAAAUUUCUUACUAAAUAAUAUAAUCAAAUAUAUUUGUCUCACAGACGAAAUUCGUUUAACACAAAUUAAAUAUAGUAAGCAAAGACAACAACUUUCAACUCUGAUUUGGUAUUUACCACCUUAUUGCUACACAAUAGUGUGUAUUUAAACUAAUUAUAAAACCUUAAUAUAGUUUUAGCUAAUCAACACGUUAGAUAUUGUAGCCAGACUACGCUUAAGUAUUUAACUUUGCACCAUUGCAUCUUAAGCCCUUUACACACGUUGACAUAAACCGCCUUAUCACAAAACGUAGACUAAAGUUAAACCUGGACUAAAACUGAUGCUGUCUCUUUUGUUUUCUAAAGAGGGGACAGAUACAACGUUAAGUUUAAACCAAGACUAACUUUAGUCGGCGUUUUAGAAUAAUAGGGUAAGAGAUUCAAGAUUACGUAUUAAGUUUUGAUUAGAUUGUAAAAAAAAAGUUGCGGGUAGAAUGCAAAAGUCGAUGAACAAAACCUCUUUACGCAUUACCUCUCAUAUUACGUGCCAUACUUCGGUUUCUUUUUGCAAUACGCCAUAGAACAUAGCUGCUAUUUUAGAUUAGGUUCAUAUCAGCGACGCAGGACGUGUUUAUAAAUUAUUUCUAUGCAUUAUAUUAUUCAGUUAGACAAGAGACGUUAUCAAAGACUUAUGUACAUUGAAACAAUCUAUUGAAUGAUACUGUUACUUCAAAAUAUUAUUAUCAGUUCGUGUUAAUUAUCAUCAAUAAGGAAUUGAUAUUUCCGUCUAGGACAAAUAAUACUUAAAGUGUCACUAGGAGGAGGUCAAAAUUGGAAACUUUGAUAAACGUCCGUGUGCUUCGUGUGUAUGUACUACUUAGAUAGAAAUUCGAUAAUCGAAAAUUUACUUAGUUUAGUUUUGUGACAUUCAAUAAGUGUUGGUGUUGUAACGUGUGUCUAGUCGGUAACCAGCCAGGUUUGAAACGAUUGGCUGUCAGACAGCUAGCUCUCCUUCCACCAAGGGCGACGGGAGUAGGGAACU
This is a messenger RNA of Chilo suppressalis (striped riceborer), 11049 nucleotides long. The record is from the annotation of a GenBank genome assembly. NCBI's taxonomy places the organism in Eukaryota, Metazoa, Arthropoda, Insecta, Lepidoptera, Crambidae.